Messenger RNA from Saccoglossus kowalevskii, 516 nucleotides. Its product is annotated as serine/threonine-protein phosphatase 6 regulatory ankyrin repeat subunit B-like. The record is from RefSeq and is a predicted model, not a curated record. Lineage: Eukaryota; Metazoa; Hemichordata; Enteropneusta; Harrimaniidae.
UACAAGAAGACUCCACUUUUAUGUGUAUUAGAAAAUGAUCAUAAAGAUUCAGUGGAUGUAUUUUUGUCAACAGAAGUCAUAGACAGAGUUGAUAAGGACAACAAGUCUCAACUACAUUAUGCAGUUGAGUAUGGUCAUACUAAAUCAGUUGAGGCAUUGUUAUCAGCAGGGGCUAAAUUAGACAUAGUUGAUAAGGACAACAAGACUCCACUUCACUAUGCAGCAGAAAAGGGCAAUAAUAAAUCAGUUGAGACAUUGUUGUCAGCAGGGGCAAAUGUAGAAGUAGUUGAUAAGGACAACAAGACUCCACUUCACUAUGCAGCAGAAAAAGGCAAUAAUAAAUCAGUUGAGGCAUUGUUGUCUAAAGGAGCAAAAGUAGAAGUAGUUGAUAAGCUAUUAUUGAAUUUCCAAUAUGAUGUUCCGAGUCUACAACGAUCAUCACCAAUGGUUAAAGUUAUAGCAGAAUGUUCUGAAAGCACACAGGGGACAAUGUCUGCGGCACUCACUGCUAAUUGA